GUGACGCUGCUGUUUGGGUGCCAGACGCUCACUUGACAGACGAGCUGGCUUCAGUUCCUGGUUUCGAACAUGGACCCGGGCAGUAAUUCAGAGGAUGAGUUAGUUGGCCCAUCGGAGGAUGCUUCAGAAGAGGAACUGCCUUGCCUUCCUCCAGGCCUCUCUGAUGGAGAAGCCAUGGAGCUCCUUUGGCAGCUGCGAUCACGUCGGCGCCAGUUAUCCCCAGAACUCCCAGAGACCGUCUCCCGUCUUACUGCCCCUGAUGGCAGCACUUUGUACUUGGUGGGCACUGCCCAUUUCAGUGACAGCAGUAAAAAGGAUGUGGCUACAACAAUCCGAGCUGUUCAGCCAGACGUAGUGGUGGUGGAGCUGUGCCAGUACAGAGUGUCUAUGCUAAAGAUGGAUGAGAACACACUGCUAAAGGAAGCCAAAGACAUCAACCUAGAAAAAGUUCAACAGGCCAUUAAACAGAAUGGGCUGAUGUCUGGUCUGAUGCAGAUACUUCUACUCAAAGUUUCAGCGCACAUCACAGAACAGUUGGGCAUGGCUCCCGGAGGAGAGUUUCGGGAGGCGUUUAAAGAGGCCGGGCGGAUUCCUUUCUGUAAAUUUCACCUUGGGGACAGACCCAUACCUGUCACUUUUAAACGGGCGAUUGCUGCACUUAGUUUUUGGCAGAAGGCGAGGCUGGCAUGGGGCCUUUGUUUUCUUUCAGACCCAAUUAGUAAAGAAGAUGUAGAGAAAUGCAAACAGAAAGAUCUGCUUGAACAGACCAUGUCAGAGAUGAUUGGAGAGUUUCCAGCGCUUCACCAAACCAUUGUGGCAGAGAGAGACAUUUACCUCACUCACACACUCAGGCAGGCAACACGCUGUGUGGAGGCUCCCCCUAAUGGCCAGAAAGUCCCUGGUGUGGUUGUGGGAGUCGUGGGGAUGGGCCAUGUCCCUGGAAUAGAAAAGAACUGGGAAAAGGACCUCAACAUUAGUGAAAUCAUGAGUGUGGCGCCACCCUCUCGGUUUGGCUGGGCCCUGCAGGCCGUUUUUAAAGGCGUCCUGAUGGGCCUUGUGGGGUACGCCUGCUAUCGAGCUGGUGGGACUUUAGGCAGAACACUGAUGUCUAUACCUGCUGUCAAAGCACUAGUGGAAAAUCUGAGACUGUCCCACGCUUGAUCCCAAAGGUUUUCUUCUAUCCGUCAGUGACAAAUCUAUAUUAAAAUGCAUCUCUCACCAAUAGCCUUACAGGACGUGUGGAGGAUUUGACCAGUCGCUGCAGUGGACCUCAGGAGGUUAGAUAUCUCCUACCUCUGAUGCUCUUGUAAACAGAGCAGUACUGCCAAAUAAACCAUGACAGUACUUUGAGCAUUUUGCCAAAAAUUGUUAUAUAUUUUUUUUUUACUAAAACCCGGUUAGAUUCAUUUAGUUUUCAUAUGGGAGCCUUUUAAACAUUAUACUUAUUAUUUGUGAGCCACGGCUAAGGUUUGUCAUCUUUACUUGGUGCCCAUAAUGUACUGGUGCUGCUUCAGUCAUUUGCAGCACUUCAUAGUUAACAUGAUUUGUAUAUGAUGAUUUAAUAAAUUCUGUAUAUUUUAAAUAAUAAUAUAAAACAGAUACAACUAUUACUGUUAAUGUUGACCCACUUGUUGGUCUUAUCAACAGCGAGUGCCUCAUUUAGCUGCAAGGGCUGUACGAGAGAAUCUUUAUACGGUACAAUGCCUCUUUCUACAAGAAAACGUUUGCUCUACAGUAAUAAUUUUUAAUUAAAUGGGACCAGAGCUGUUCCAUGGUUUUAUACUCGGUCAUUGUCAGAUCAGCACUAUGCAAGACCUACAGUAAAUGUGCCUCAGGUUAAAAACACAUUUCUCUUAAACAUUUUUCUCUGCACCUGUUCAUUUGGACUUUUUAUAAACUGGUUUCUGGUUUCUUGUUAUAUGCUUUGACUAUGACCUAAAAGCCAUCUGUGUAUUAUGAAAUACAAUGAGAUUAUGUGUAAUAAUUGUAUACAAUAUGCAAUAAAUUCCCCAGAGCAGUUUUAUUGAAUUAAAAUUUA
This is a messenger RNA of Boleophthalmus pectinirostris (great blue-spotted mudskipper), 2038 nucleotides long. RefSeq names its product TraB domain containing (gene trabd). The record is from RefSeq and is a predicted model, not a curated record. The transcript is spliced from 10 exons. Lineage: Eukaryota; Metazoa; Chordata; Actinopteri; Gobiiformes; Gobiidae. The coding region runs from base 70 to 1161 and encodes 363 amino acids.